Molecule: messenger RNA, 1783 nt
Organism: Solea solea (common sole)
Lineage: Eukaryota; Metazoa; Chordata; Actinopteri; Pleuronectiformes; Soleidae
Gene: opn8a
Product: opsin 8, group member a
Exons: 4
Coding region: 115-1191 (358 amino acids)
Biological process (GO): G protein-coupled receptor signaling pathway
Cellular component (GO): membrane
Molecular function (GO): G protein-coupled receptor activity
Source: RefSeq, a predicted model, not a curated record
AGAAUAUGAUGAGAAAGCCAACAAUAUGCUCAGUCCUUUAAAAACACAAUAGGACUCAAUUUUAAAACGUCGAAUGUUAUUUGUUUUCCUUUUUACUUCAACCGAUUUGUGCCCAUGUUCACCACUGACUGGACAACAAUGGAUGAUAAAUACGUGUCCAAACUGUCACCUACUGUUGAUUUUUGGGCCGGGAUGUAUCUGGUAAUAAUAGCCGUCCUGUCUAUCGUGGGGAAUGCAGCAGUCCUGGCCAGUGCAGCCCAUCGCCUCACUUCACUCAAAGCUCCGGAGCUGCUGACAGUAAACUUAGCAUUAACAGACAUGGGCAUGGCCCUCAGCAUGUAUCCUCUGUCCAUUGCCUCAGCUUUUAACCAUGCCUGGAUUGGUGGUGAUGCCUCUUGCCUCUACUACGGCCUGAUGGGUAUGAUCUUCAGUUUAACCAGCAUCAUGACUCUGGCUGUGAUGGGGAUGAUCAGGUUCCUGGUAACAGGAAGUCCACCUGAGACAGGGCUCAGGUUCCAGAGGCGAACUGUCUGCGUUGUGAUCACUGGGAUCUGGCUGUACGCCGUCCUGUGGGCUUUGCUGCCUCUGUUCGGCUGGGGCAGUUAUGGCCCAGAGCCAUUUGGAUUUGCCUGCUCGAUAGCCUGGACCGGCUACGGGAAGUCUCUGAACCACUUCACCUUCAUCAUAGCUAUGUCCAUUUUCUGCACAUUCCUGCCCAGUCUGGUCAUUGUCUUCACCUAUUUUGGCAUUGCCUGGAAGCUGCACAGAGUCUACAAAUCCAUCCAGCACAACGACUUUCAAUACGGCAACAUCGAGAAGAAAAUCACCUUUAUGGCCGUGUCGAUCACCUUAGGCUUCCUCACUGCCUGGACACCGUAUGUGGUCGUCAGUUUCUGGAGCAUGUUUCACUAUCAGGAGCAGGACCACUUGGAUCCCUUCAUCGCUCUGCUUCCCUGCCUCUUUGCUAAGAGUGCCACCAUGUACAACCCUUUCAUAUAUUUCAUCUUCAGGCGCACCGCAUGGCACAAGCUCCUGCACCUCCACAGACUGGGCUUUUGUUGUUCGUGUCGGGUCUGUUUCCCUGCCGAAGAGCCCAAAAUGACCAUCAAAAUGGUUGACAUCUCAGAAUGCAGCAUUACCAGAGAUAAAAUGUUUGCAGGACGUGUGACGAUAGGGACGAGUGAGAUAUGACUGUGGCAUAAGAGUGUUGACAGAAAACUGUCAUUUUUGAGAAGAACUGCAUGUAGCAAUGCAAUUAUAUUAAAACAAAGAUGUAAAAAGUUACCUUCCACUGUUCAGACUUAACAACAGUCUCUUUGGGUUCUCUGGCUUCCUCCCACUGUCCAAAAAAAAUGUGGAUUGACCAUAAGUGUGAGUGUGAGAGUGAUGAUGUGCAAUGGCCCUGCGAUGGACUGGUGACCUGUCCACGGUGUACCCUUCAUUUCACCCUGUGAAGAUAAAAAACUGGGAUUGGCUCCCUUAUUUGAUUGAUUGAUUGAUUGAUUUUUAACCGAGUAGCAUUUAUGAAUGUGUGUUCCAUGAUUCUGGUGAACUCAUAGAUUUCCAGACUCCUGGGUGUCCUCACUUUACACCGGAGGCUCAGUUUAAAGGGGAAAUGAUGCAGCGUUGAACUGUGGUGUGCAGGAAAUAUAUGUAGUCCAAUGAAACGGAGGACUGGAUAACUUGGAUAACCUUUCCAGUUUCGCAGAUGGAAAUAAUAGUGCACCACACAUUGUGCAUGAAUUUGGCCAUAAGGACUGAGUAUAACAUUACAGUUUUUCUA